UUUUUUUAAUCUGUGCUCUGUUUGUUUUUUGCAUUUUCGUAUCGUUCGUUUUCUCGGUUGUCUUUUGCUAAUCGCCUCAUUCAUCGAUCGUUAACAACAAGUACUUAUUUCCCUAUAAAAUUCUUCGAAGAAAGACGCACACACGGUCAUGUUUUAAUGAACAGCAACCAAAAUCCUGUGAUACGAUAAUCAAACAGGUAAUAUUAGCUACAUGCGCGUAAAAAGAUCAUUUGUGUACUAAUCUUAGCAGUUAUCACAGCCGAGUUACGUAACGUGCGUGGAUAAUGAUAGGGAAGAUCUUCGUUUUGUGAGUGUGGUAUAUAGUGAAGUGGCGCCAUACAGGGACGAUCGGCAGCACAGUAGGAGGAUCCUCGAUGGAUGACGUGUGAUCGACCAUGGAGCAAGGCGGAGGAGAAGACGAAAGCCAGCCCCCAGUAGAAAGCUCCUCAGAAGACCUUGACCCGAUACUAAACGACAGCUCGUCAUCAAGUGAUCCCUUUGUAAACCAGGACGUUUUUGAAUCUGGAGUGGACGAUAGACAAAACCAGAACGGUGAAGGAGUAUCAAAAGACGACGACGAAGACAACUGGGAAGACGUCACCGAAGUGGACACUCAAGCAACUAUGGCCACCAGAGUAAAACGGAUUGAGAUUCUUUUAGCGGUUAGCUGUCUCGCCGGAGCUGUAGUUAACCAGUUUAUCACUGCUGGUGGACUUCGGCGUCUUACGAGGGAGGCACCUCCAGGACAUCCACUAUUGACAAAUGUGUCGUAUCUGGAUGUCUAUGACGGUGAACUAAGUACCGUAUACGAUGAGUUCUUGAAACAUGAAAUCACCGUGACACUGUAUUAUGCUCCGUGGGAUGCGACCAGUCGCGAAAGCCUCCAAGUUCUCGACGAAGUUGCCAAGGAAUUUCAAGAUGUCCGUUUCGUGGCAAUUAACUGCUGGCAAAAUUCAGCUUGCUUCAAGUACUACCAGUUUAAAUUCUACCCCUCAGUAAGUGUGUAUGUAAGAGGUCAGGGCAGUAUACAAUAUCCUAUCUACUCAGCACUGGCCAAAGAUUACUUCAUCACGUUUCUUCAUAAUGUCAUUAAUCCAAUAACGGUUGUAUCAUCAGAUUACGAGUGGUACACGAUGAGGUCGAGGCAUUUUGCUGUUGUCACAGUUCCUCAAAUGUACUACCGAUUCGGCUAUAGUUUAGCGCUCGAAUCGUUGAGGAAAGAUCCUCGUCAGCGAGUCGGUUUUGCGGUGCUUGCUAAAGGAGGCGGUGAUACGGUGCGGCUUCACCUGUGGAACGAAACGCUUACCUACGAUGAGAGUAAUAACCCAACUGUAGCGUCAGUUUCAAAAUGGGUCUACGCAAAGUUUCAUGAGCCAACUGGCUAUCUGAUGAACUCAGGCUACAAAAGCAAUCAAAUCUCUAAACUCGUGAAUAGCACUAAAGCUUUCAUCGUGGUGAGAACUCAUCCAAACUCGAGUUUAAAUCUCAACCUGCAUAUGAUGGCGCUCCAAUUCUACUCGUGCCAAGAUACUUAUGAGGCACAUUCGAAACAAGUUCUAUUGUCGCUUCUGGUUGGAUCUGAGGAUCGUUCUAUCAAUUGCAAACGAAUGCCAUAUCCCUUUGAGUGUACCUCGACAUCAAUGAAGUGCAAUACUAAAUCACCGGUCGAUAUUUCAUUCAUGAGCAACUGGGCUAUACCAGUUUCCAUAACGUGCCAGCGGCUUGAGAGCCUCUAUCUGCGACACUUAGAAAUUAAGCGGAUCUGCCAAACUCAUCGAACACAGCCAGACGGUGCCAAACAUCCAAAGGGCCUUCUCUGGGGUCUUGGUUGUGGAAAAGAGCACUUAUUCAAAUUCCUCACGCUCGAUGGCGCGCUCUAUGACCAACUGUAUCCGCUGGAAGCGCCGGCCAUCAUUUAUGAUGCUGAGGAUGACAUCAAAUAUCUUCUGCCUCAGUCGCAGUUCACCGUGCGUGGCAUCGAAUUUUUUGUAGCUCGCUAUGCCGUAAAGUUACGAGAAAAACUUCAAAAAUCGAUGUCUGUUGUACGACAUGAUCUAUUCCACGAUCAGCCAGAGAAGUUCGUUCCACCUAGCGAAGAGGUGGUUGGAUCAUUGACCGGAUCCAGCAGGUCAAAGAGCGGACAACACAUCGUGCCAGCGGAGUCGGCUUUUCGAGACACGGUCAUUUUCUUCUAUACGAACUGGUGUGGUUUCUGUAAAAGUGUCGCUGCAAACUUUCACAGAGUGGCGCACUUUUUCAAAGCCGCGCCGAUCUCAUUUCGAACUGUAGACGCUGAAGGAAGCCGAUUUGAGGACAUCCGAUAUUCGCCCGAUAGCUACCCGCAGGUCGUCUUCUUUCCAGGAAACAGUUCUGACACUAUCCGCUAUUCAGGAAACUGGCGGCCCCAGUGCCUAACACGGUUCAUUCUCAAGCACUGCAGCGACAAGGUGCUACAAUCGCUCUGAAUUGUCGACAAGCGUCCACUAGGACUUCAAAAAAGUUCUCUGGCACACCGUAAACAAGGAAGAGCAAAGAUAUAGUGACUGUGAUCUAUUUAAAUACGGAAAUACAGAGCAAUAGCAUACUUUACUGUUUGAAAUACUUGGCUUUAAUGCUAAAGCAGAUCCUAUAAUAUGACAGAUUUAAUACAAGUUUUGUUGAAUUAUGAUGAGUGACUGUACAGUGUAAGAAGCAUAGGGUAACCCAUAUGAUGCAGGUCUAAAUAAAGCCGAAAUAAACUAUUUUCAUUGUAUACGUUGUACAGAAUCAUCGUAUUGUUGUCAUCAGCAUUAAAUAACGUCGAAAACCUAAUAGUCUAAUGCGAUAAAGACAUGCGAGAAGGAUGUCACUAUAUAAUAUUCCGUUUUAAUUAGUUUUCGAAAAUAUUCCAUUUAAGAUUUCUGAGGAUUGCAUUUCUAUAUAUAUUCAUGACUUUGGAGCUGGUUUUUAAAAGAAUAAAAGAACUUAAUGAGUUAUUCAAAUAGAGACAAACUUUUGGCUGAAAACUCAUUGUUCAAAAGUUUGAACAUACUGCUUGAAGUCGAAAUCCUAUUAGAAUCAUUUUGCUAUAAGUCGUUUGACAGUAUAUUUAAUUUAAU
Molecule: messenger RNA, 3098 nt
Organism: Varroa destructor (honeybee mite)
Lineage: Eukaryota; Metazoa; Arthropoda; Arachnida; Mesostigmata; Varroidae
Product: thioredoxin domain-containing protein 11-like
Source: RefSeq, a predicted model, not a curated record